AUGCAUUUAUUCCUCAAACUACCUAAAGAGAUAUUAUCAUUAAUUUUUAGCCACAUCAAGGAUGAAUCAAUUCUUGAAAGUUUAAGAUUUAUUCCAGGUUUACAAUAUAUUUAUCUAGAGCAAAGAUAUUCAACAUUUGAAAUAAAUAGUAACAAUAAGUCAAUGGAAGCAUUAAUAGGGCUCUUGCAUGAGUAUAAUUUCACGCCUUCAAUAAUUAUUGGAAAUAUAAAUCAAAUCAAACAAUUGAUAGAUAAACCUACAUUUAGAUUAGCUAAUUAUGAAGUGAAAAUCUUACCGACUACUAGAUUUAGUGAUUUUGUAUCAAUUUUGGACAAAGUUUAUGUUAUAGGUAUACAUUUGAAUCAAUAUUUAGAACCCUUUGUUGGAUUAUUUAAAAAGAAUGAAAUUAAAUCAUUUUUGGAUUAUAUUGCAAAUAAUAACAUACAAUUUUUAACUACAUCUCAUUCAAAUACAUUUAAAAUUCAAUUUCCAAUAUCUUUAAAGCAAAUAACAUUAGAUGGAGGUCAAAAUUUUGAAUUAGAUUUAAGUGAAUUACAAUACCUUGAAUCUUUUAAUUGCAAAAAUCUCCUCAAAAUGAAUUCAUUAGAAAGUCUUCAACUACCAACAUCCAUCAAGAAUUUAACACUAUAUUCUUGUGAUUUUCAAAGUUAUGGUGAUUUAACCAAGUAUAACAAACUAAGAUUUCUUGACAUAUCAUACUGUCCUGACAUUUAUGGUUUAAUUCAUAGUCCUGUUCAAUAUCCUGAUUCGUUGAAAAUUUUCAAUUUCAUUAGCAAUUUUCAUCCUGAUCGAAUGGAAGAGUUAAUUGAAGAAGAUAAAUUGGAUUUUAGGUAUGUUGUUGAUGCUAACUGGCGGAUCCGUUUGUAUCAUUUUCCUCCAUUGUUGAAAAAUUUAAAAAUUUACGAUACUAUGCAGACUCUAGACAUAAGAAAUCUUGAACUUUAUUAUAAAACUCUUGAUUGUUUAGAGUUAGAUGGUAUUGGAAAACUUGACUUGAGCAGCUUGGCAUUUAGUUUACAGAAUGAAAUGUCUGAAAUCAUUAUUACAAAUUGCCUGAUUAUAAAUUGGGACUGCGUUAUUGACUUUCCUGAGCUGAAACAAAUUAAGUUCACAAGCAAUACAAUUUAUUCCGAACUUUUUGAUUCAAAUUUAGAUCAAUUGGAAUUGUUGAAAGUGUUGGAAAUGUCUGAUAAUACUUAUUUUUAUGAGGAUUGCAAUUAUCCACUUGAUCCACUUGAAAUUUUAUCCGACUUGAAAGUAAUACGUUUCAAAACACCUAAAUUACAAAGCUUAAUUUUGAAAAGUCCAAUGCCACCUAAAGACCAUGAUUAUCAGUAUUCAUCUAAAGUAGCAUUUGAGGUUAGGAAUUUGAAAAAAUUAGAAAUGAUAAAUUUAAAUAUAUGCUUGUUGAAUUUUGAUGAAUUUCCACAUUCAUUGGAAGAAUUAAUUAUCAGGAAUUUAAAAUUACAAACAAUUAAUGGUUGCCUUUCAAACUUGUAUAAGUUAAAGAUUCUAGAUUUGCAAAAUAAUCAAAUUAAUUUUUCUAUGUUAGCACCUCAAAUAUUUCCAUCAAGUUUAAAUAAUAUAAAUUUAUCAGACAAUAAAAUUGAAGAUUUAAAUUGUUUGAAAUUAGAUCAUUGUGUAAAUUUGCAAAAUUUAACAUUAAAAAAAGUAACUUCAAAAGAUGAACCAAAGGGGGGGUUAAAAUUAAGGGACUUUUGUAUAGAUACUGGUGUUAAAGAUGCAAUCUUGACAAAUUAUAAUUCAGAUGUAAUUUUUGAUAUUGUUAAUGGAGUUGAAGAAGAUUCAAUAUUAAAAGCUAAAUCUAAAAGAAGAAAAAUUUGUUAA
Messenger RNA from Lodderomyces pseudojiufengensis, 1869 nucleotides. RefSeq lists its product as uncharacterized. The record is from RefSeq and is a predicted model, not a curated record. The transcript has a single exon. Gene Ontology annotation, molecular function: protein binding. NCBI's taxonomy places the organism in Eukaryota, Fungi, Ascomycota, Pichiomycetes, Serinales, Debaryomycetaceae. The coding region runs from base 1 to 1869 and encodes 622 amino acids.